GCGGCCGCGAUGCCGUGGUUCCCGGUGAAGAAGAUCCGCAAGCAGAUGAAGCUGCUGCUGCUGCUGCUGCUGCUCACCUGCGCCGCGUGGCUCACGUACGUGCACCUGAGCCUGGCGCGCCAGGGCCGCGCGCUGCGCCAGCGGCUGGGCUACGGGCGAGAUGGUGAAAAGCUCACCGGUGUGACAGAUGGCCGGGGUGUCCGGGCUAUGCCAUCCACGCAGAGGGCAGAGGACUCCAGUGAGAGUCGUGAGGAGGAGCAGACACCUGACGGCCGGGACCCAAACACGCUGCUUCCCGUUGGGGUGGGGAGGCCGCCUCCACUGAACCUCACCCGUCAGGCACCCCCCUGGCGGGAGGAGUACAAGGGGCAGGUGAACCUGCACGUGUUUGAGGACUGGUGUGGGGGUGCCGUGGGCCACCUGAGGAGGAACCUACAUUUUCCGCUCUUCCCUCACACUCGCACCACUGUGAAGAAGUUGGCCGUGUCCCCUAAAUGGAAGAACUAUGGACUCCGGAUUUUCGGCUUCAUCCACCCAGCCAGAGAUGGAGACGUCCAGUUCUCUGUGGCUUCUGACGACAACUCUGAGCUCUGGCUGAGCGUGGAUGAGACCCCCGCAGCCGCCCAGCUUGUGGCCUUCGUGGGCAAGACUGGCUCUGAGUGGACGGCGCCUGGAGAAUUCACCAAGUUCAGCUCCCAGGUGUCGAAGCCCAGGCGGCUCAUGGCCUCCCGGAGGUACUACUUUGAACUGCUUCACAAGCAGGAUGACCGGGGAUCUGACCACGUGGAAGUGGGGUGGCGAGCUUUCCUGCCUGGCCUGAAGUUCGAGGUCAUCGGCUCUGCUCACAUUUCCCUAUACACAGCAGAUGAGUCCACCCUGAAGAUGGACCACGUGGCCCACGUUCCCCAGUCUCCAGCCAGCCACACAGGAGGUCGCCUGCCACAGGAGGAGCCCAGUGCCGACAUGCUACGGCCGGACCCACGGGACACCUUCUUCCUCACCCCUCGGAUGGAGCCUUCGAGCCUGGAGAAUGUACUGGAGCCCUGCACCUAUGCCCCUACCUACGUCCUCAAGGACUUUCCGAUCGCCAGAUAUCAGGGACUGCAGUUCGUGUACCUCUCCUUCGUCUACCCCAACGACUACACGCGCCUCACUCACAUGGAGACCGACAACAAGUGCUUCUACCGGGAGUCGCCACUAUACCUGGAAAGGUUUGGGUUCUAUAAAUACAUGAAGAUGGACAAGGAAGAGGGGGAGGAAGGUGAAGAGGACGAGGUGCAGCGCCGUGCCUUCCUCUUCCUCAACCCUGACGACUUCCUGGCGGAGGAGGAAGAGGGAGAGUUGCUGGACAGUCUGGAGCCCACUGAAGUGUCCCUGCCACAGGGCAGCCACAGGUCUCCCACCCCAGCCACGCCCACGGAGACUGCUGUCACCCCUGUCCCACCGACACCACCCAGCCCCCUGGACCAGCACACCCCCAGACACUCCCGGGGCCUGAGCUGGGCUGCCCAGGCCGGCCGCCCCCUGCCCCUCUUCUUGGGUCGAGCUCCACCCCCACGUGCCGCAGAGAAGCCGCCCUCUAGGGUGUAUGUGACAAGGGUACGACCAAGACAGCGGGCCUCCCCAAGGGCGCCUCGCAGCCCUCUUUGGCCUCCCUUCCCUGGUGUCUUCCUGCGCCCCAGGCCCCUGCCCAGAGUGCAGCUGCGAGUUCCCCCACACUCACCACGGUGGGGCCGGAGGACCGGAGGCUCCCAUGCCACAGAGCUGAGGCCCCCAACCCGGGCGCAGGCCACCCAGGGGGAUCGGGAGGGCCAGGCACUUGUGCCGGGACUGGCAGCGCUCUCGGUGGACUCGAACUCAUCAGCCGAAGCGCAGCCGGUGACCUCCUUCCUGAGCUUGUCCCAGGUAUCCAGGCCGCAGCUGCCUGGGGAGGGCGAGGAGGAGGAGGAAGGGGAGGAUGAGGGGGCCCUGGGAGACGAGGCCUCAGAGGACAGUGAGGAGGAGGCCACUAGGGCUCUGGGCCGCUGGCGAGAGGACGCCAUCGACUGGCAGCGCACCUUCAGCGUGGGUGCCGUGGACUUCGAGCUGCUGCGCUCAGACUGGAACGACCUUCGCUGCAACGUGUCGGGGAACCUGCAGCUGCCCGAGGCUGAGGCUGUGGACGUGGUAGCCCAGUACAUGGAGCGGCUCAAUGCCCGCCACAGUGGGCGCUUUGCGCUUCUUCGCAUAGUGAAUGUGGAGAAGCGCCGGGACUCGGCGCGGGGCAGCCGCUUCCUUCUGGAGCUGGAGUUGCAGGAGCGCGGGGGUGGCCGCCUGCGCCUCUCGGAGUACGUCUUUCUGCGACUGCCAGCAGCCCGCGCAGGAGACGCGGACGGGGAGAGUCCCGAGCCCCCUCCGGCUGCCUCUGCGCGACCUGACGGCCGCCCGGAGCUCUGCCGACCGCUGCGCCUGGCCUGGCGCCAGGACGUCAUGGUGCACUUCAUUGUGCCAGUGAAGAACCAGGCCCGAUGGGUGGCGCAGUUUCUAGCAGACAUGACCGCACUGCAUGCGCGCACUGGUGACUCGCACUUCAGCGUGGUCCUGGUGGACUUUGAGAGCGACGAUAUGGACGUGGAGAGCGCCCUGCGUGUGGCACGGCUGCCCCGGUACCAGUACCUGAGACGCACUGGAAACUUUGAGCGCUCUGCUGGGCUGCAAGCCGGAGUGGACGCAGUGGAGGACCCCAGCAGCAUCGUUUUCCUCUGUGACCUGCACAUCCAUUUCCCACCCAACAUUCUGGAUGGCAUCCGCAAGCACUGCGUGGAGGGCUCGCUGGCGUUCGCACCUGUGGUCAUGCGCCUGGGCUGCGGGAGCUCCCCUCGAAACCCACAUGGUUACUGGGAGGUGAAUGGCUUUGGCCUCUUUGGGAUCUACAAAUCAGACUUUGACCGCGUGGGAGGAAUGAACACCGAGGAGUUCCGGGACCAGUGGGGGGGCGAGGACUGGGAGCUCCUGGACAGGGUCCUGCAGGCAGGGCUGGAGGUGGAGCGGCUUCGACUGCGCAACUUCUACCACCACUACCACUCCAAGCGGGGCAUGUGGGGCACACGCAGCCGGAAGGGCUCCCACACGGAGCGGUCUUGAGGAUGAGGCAGCCCCCAAGGGGUCCUGUGGCAGCAGCUGAGGGCUGUGCUCUGAGCCCUGUCCCAGGCACAGCCACCAACCUUGCCUGCCCCUCUGCACCCACCAAGGCUCCCUAUGGCCCUCACCUGAGAGGCAGACUUCACAGCUGGUCGGGGCGGGCCACGGUGAUCCCCACAGUCCACAAUGAUUUCUGUGAAAUUUUCUGUAGCGAUGACAUUGUUUUCAAGAUUUCCAAGAGUUCUGUCUGUCCCAGUUUUUAUUCAGAAAGAAAUGAAAUAUUUUUUUUAGUUCC
Marmota flaviventris (yellow-bellied marmot) is the source of this 3415-nucleotide messenger RNA. RefSeq names its product beta-1,4-N-acetyl-galactosaminyltransferase 4 (gene B4galnt4). Gene Ontology annotation, molecular function: acetylgalactosaminyltransferase activity. NCBI's taxonomy places the organism in Eukaryota, Metazoa, Chordata, Mammalia, Rodentia, Sciuridae. The record is from RefSeq and is a predicted model, not a curated record. Gene Ontology annotation, cellular component: Golgi cisterna membrane.